UGGGCGAUAUGGGCAAAAAUAUUGCAAUAAAUUGCCUGAAUUGGUGCGAUAUCGAUAAAUAUAAUUAUAUUUUUAUAACAUUUUGCACCACAGUUUUUUAAAAUGUAUUCUACUACUAGUUUAUGGUUGUAGCCAUCAAUUGUCCCAUUAACAAUCACCCAUAUUUACAAAUUUAUUUCACUUCAAACUUAACAUUUCUCAUGUGCAGGCUACUUAAUGAACGAUGUCAGCAAAAUGCCUGCGGUAAGUGAUCAGUAUGGUCGGUGUCGAUAAUUUUCGGUUUAUCAUCCCAGCUCUAGUCCAGGGUCCUUAUCCACCCACAACUCAGGCAGAGAGUCCAUCUACUGGGGAACUCCCUGGUUCAGUGCCCCUGAGGGCUGGGACCAGCACUGUGGGCCAGAGGCAGCUGUGAAGGGAUGGGGUAGUAGCUGAGGACAGAGCCAUGGUUCAUAACGUCUCAGUCCCCCAAACACCACCGCCGGCACUGGUGGGCACCAAUGGCCGCUCCUCUGGGAGGAAGAGGACACCCAAGGCAUGUGACUGCUGUGGGCCAAACUCUAAGCACCACAAUGGAAAGGACCCACAUGGGAAGACUCCAGGUGGCAAGCCCAGACAACGCAGGGCCCAGCCGGGGAAGGGCAGGGGCCAGGCACUGGGGGAGACCCCCAAGAGGACAGGUGGUCACCACUCUUCUGAGAAGACCCAGAUGACAGAGGAGCAGGUAACAGCCAUCCGACAGGAGCUGGAGAAAGACUCGGUUGUGGAGGAGGUAACCAACUCCUUGGCUCCACCUGUAACCAACUCUGUCAGUCAACCUGUAAUGAAUGUUGUGGCUCCACCUGUAACCAACUCUGUCGGUCAACCUCAACCUUUAACAGACUCUAUGGGUCAACCCUUAAUGAACUCUAUGGGUCAGAAGUUAACGUACACUGUGGUUAAACUGGUGACCAAGUCUGUGGUUCAACCGGUAACAAAUGCUAUGGUUCAACCGGUAACAAACUCCGUGGUUCAACCUAUAAUGAAGGCUGUGGUUGAGCAUGUUCCUGAUUCAGAGAUGGAGCAGGAGAAUGGUUGUGAAGGGGCUGUGUGCGAGGGGGAGCAGGCCCCUGGUCUGGAGAUGGAGCAGGAGAAUGGUUGUGAAGGGGCUGUGUGCGAGGGGGAGCAGGCCCCUGGUCUGGAGAUGGAGCAGGAGAAUGGUUGUGGUUUAGACAAACAGCCGGUAACCGACUCUAACACGGAGGUCAUGAAGCAGCCCCAGGCUGGUGACGCAGCUGUCUCCCUUUCCAACGGUACAUCUGCUGUGCCCAACGAGGAACCAACAGACUGUAGCGCCCCUAUGGAGGUGGAACCAUCAGCCACAGCCUGUGUUUCCCCAGGCAUUAUGUUAUGCAGCACCCUCCACCCCUUCGCUCUGUGGGACCACAGAGAUUACUGUGAGGUGGGAGUGUGGGCUCCAAGCCCUGAGACAGAGGAGGACUGUGUCUCAGACCCAGCACAGCAACCCAACCCUGAAGACAACAUCCAGGAAGUAAUCAUAGACCUUAUACAUGAGUUCCUGGCGUUCUUCUAUGUGAAGUACGGCAGCUUUAUCCCCCUCAGUGAGACUGACGUCCUGGAGCAUCUGAAGAACAAGUGUAACACUGACCUCCAUGACAAGAAGCUAAACAUCCACUCAGAAAUGAUGAAGUACAAAGCGGGUCUCGCCUCCACCUCUAUGAAGUGCUUCAAGGUGGACUACAACAAGCACACUCUGACCCUGGAGGACCUGUCCACACUGGAUGACCAAAACUGGGUCAACGACCAGGUGAUAAACAUGUAUGGAGAAUUGAUCAUGGAGGCUACACAGAACAAGGUUCAUUUCUUCAACAGCUUUUUCCACAGGCAGCUGGUGGCCAAAGGCUACGAAGGGGUUAAGAGAUGGACCAAAAAGGUGGAUCUGUUUUCUAAGAGGCUGUUGUUGAUUCCUAUCCACCUGGAGAUUCACUGGUCCCUGAUCACAGUGGAUAUAGCCAACCACCACAUCCACUAUUAUGACUCCCAGGGCAUCGUUUUCAAAUACACCAUGGAGAACAUCCUGAGUUACAUCCUGGCUGAGGCCGAGGAGAAGAAACAAACUGGAUAUCAGAAAGGCUGGAAGACGACUAUAAACAAGGGUAUUCCUCAACAGAAGAACGACAGUGAUUGUGGAGUCUUCAUCUUGGAGUACUGCAAGUGCCUGGCAUUGAAAGAGCCGCUGCAGUUUACACAGGAUGACAUGCCCAAAGUCCGUAAGAGGAUUUACAAAGAGCUCUGUGACUGUAAACUGAAUGACUGAUCAAACGCAGUGUCCCAGCUCAGAGAGUACACCUGCCUUUCCACUGGACCGUGGGCUUAACGACUGUUUGACCCUUAUUGUGGAAGGGCCAUUAAUACUUUAAAACAUGACGGGCCAAGAAGCUGAAUGAAGUGCGGUGGAAACAGGACACGUUGUUUGACUAACGACACAGAUGGCAACCAUCUGUCCUUCAGUGGAGGGCCAGCGGUGCAUAGUUGGGACUUUUUUUUUUUAUACCUUGAUAAUGAGAGAGACUUUUGAAUUUCUUUUGAGUUGACGUCCACAAAGUUUCCACUGCUGACUGACUGGCUGACCUGGAGCGAACACUGCUGGUAGGUUUCAGAGGCCGGUAAUGGGCCUACCAGUGUUUAUGACACGUGUCCUAGCUUCAGUUCUUGAAAUGUAAACAGGAGAUGAUAUGGGACAGUAGGUGAAACUUGAAGGUUCUUGUUUUAUAUCAUGUAGUGUUUGCCUGACUAGUGAGGUAGAGAACAAUAACUCAUCGAAGGCUAGCUUUUAACGUUACUUAAUCUCGAACCGCUUCUUAGUUCUUGAGAAACUCCACGUUUGUUAUCGGGGAGUUAGUUAUGAUUACCCAUGAUGCUCCACUGAGAAUGGCUUCAUGACAACACACACCUCUUCCUGCUUCUGUUGAAAAUACGCUGUUAAAACAAUAAGUAUAUCUUGACAUUUUAGUGUACUGAGGAAGAAUUUAAUGAUACUGCUGUAGAACAGUUUCUAAGCCUUUUAUUGUAUGAGAACCAUAGCUGGCCGGGCCAUCUUCCUCAUUGGAGGAUCACCAAUCACUUAGGUGGUGUCAGUCCCCCAUCUGAGGGUGCUGGUCCACAGACAGGUUGUAGAUGAGAAAAUGCUGCUGUAGAAAUUGCUGAAUCCCAUCUAUACUGUCUGUCAUUAAUGCACAUUUGAGCCCAGUGUAUACCUGGUGCUAACAUGUGCCUUUUGUGCUGUUGUCCACAUUCUGAUUGUGCCCACAUUUUUAAGACGGGUGUAGACGAUUAAAGUGUCUGGAUAUCAA
Salvelinus namaycush (lake trout) is the source of this 3350-nucleotide messenger RNA. It is a transcript of the gene senp5, whose product is annotated as SUMO specific peptidase 5. Bases 443 to 2314 code for a protein of 623 amino acids. Gene Ontology annotation, biological process: protein desumoylation. Gene Ontology annotation, cellular component: nucleus. Gene Ontology annotation, molecular function: deSUMOylase activity. Lineage: Eukaryota; Metazoa; Chordata; Actinopteri; Salmoniformes; Salmonidae. The transcript is spliced from 9 exons. The record is from RefSeq and is a predicted model, not a curated record.